CUUUGUGCUUGAUCAAAUAUGUACACUGUCCUGUCGUUGUGUUGGCACGUUAUGGCGGCGCCGUGGCUCGUACUACUAUGCUGCGUACUGCCAUUGCUCGUUCAUUGCCAGUCCAUCGAGGACCAGUUGGGUGACAACAUGGACGCGCUGCGGCUCGUCCGCGUACUUCCAGAGCCCUCGUCGCCACAGAAGAUUCUGUGUUGGGUGAACACGUUCGACGAGAACCACAACCGGGCGCGGUCGAUCAAGGCGACGUGGGGCCAGCGUUGCGAUAAGCUCGUCUUUAUGAGCAACGUGGAAGACCUGUCCAUUCCCACGGCGCGCGUAGUCGCCCCCGCUACCCACUUGCAUCUGUGGCAAAAGCAUCGCGCUGUAGUUCGGCUCUUGUGGCGCGAAUACGGCGACGCGUAUGAUUGGAUCUUCAAAUGCGAUGACGAUACGUUUGUAUUGGUGGAGAACCUGCGGGCGUACGUGGCCACACAGUCGACAAAUAUGUCACGCCCGUUGCUUUUGGGCCAUCGCAUGACACUGCAGUGGUGGGAAAUGCAACGGGCAUUUGAAUGGUUCUACGGCCCAAACCUGCAAGCUACGAUGCACCCCAAGCACUUUGCCGCGUUUUCGGCUACCAAGACGGCUACAAUGCCCCAUGGCGGGCUAUACUACACGCCUGGGGGUGGUGGCUACGCGUUUAAUAUGGCUUAUUUAAAGCUGUUGGUGGAACAUCUAGACGAGCCGUUCUGUUUACCCGACGAAAUUGUACCCGAUGACUGGGCGAUUUCGUUUUGCAUGCGCUUUUUGGGCGUCGUUCCAGUCGAUACGAGAGAUUCUGCCCACCGCGAACGAUUCCAUCAGUAUUCCCCUGCCCGCAUCUACCACGAAGAUCACAACCCCGACGCGUUCGACCACGACUUGUAUCCGUCCAUUGAGUACGAAAACAACUGGUUCAGCGACCAUGGUGGCGGCAUCGGGUGGCAGAAUGCCAGUCAGUGCGCCGCGCCCGACACGAUUUCGUUCCAUUACAUCAAGCCACCGUUGAUGGAAUUGGUGGAAGCGUAUUAUUAUCCGCCAAACAAGUCGACUUCUCGCCUUCGAAGGGGGGGAUAACUUUUAUAAACGUAGUUCGAUAUCUGGAUGUAGUUGUAAGUUUUCGUGAAUUGGAAUCGUAGUCUUGUGGUCGCUGCAGUCACCAGUUUGGAAUUUCGCUGGUUGAUAACAUUGGCAUGUUCACAUCC
Aphanomyces astaci is the source of this 1232-nucleotide messenger RNA. RefSeq lists its product as hypothetical. The coding region runs from base 19 to 1104 and encodes 361 amino acids. The record is from RefSeq and is a predicted model, not a curated record. Gene Ontology annotation, molecular function: N-acetylgalactosaminide beta-1,3-galactosyltransferase activity. The transcript has 5 exons. Gene Ontology annotation, cellular component: membrane. Lineage: Eukaryota; Oomycota; Saprolegniomycetes; Saprolegniales; Verrucalvaceae.